Molecule: messenger RNA, 1065 nt
Organism: Lobosporangium transversale
Lineage: Eukaryota; Fungi; Mortierellomycota; Mortierellomycetes; Mortierellales; Mortierellaceae
Exons: 2
Coding region: 53-1039 (328 amino acids)
Molecular function (GO): RNA binding
Source: RefSeq, a predicted model, not a curated record
CCGACAACCAACAGAAAAAAAAAAAAAAGUAGACAGCAAAAAAGGAGUAACAAUGGAGAAUUAUCACCGACGUCCCAAAACAACACGAUCCAAAUUCGAAAAUGAUGAUGACUCAACCUCUACCUCUACGACAAAAGGCGAAGGGAUCAGUACUCAACAACAUAACCGACCCCAGCAACAUGGCGUCAUGGUCAUCUCACCCAACGGCAAGAUUCGAGUCUAUGUUAGUCGUGGACUCGAAAUCUUGAAUGAAGUUGAUCAUGACGAUCAAGAUAAUAAAGAUAUCAAAGACAAUAUAGAUCAAACAAAUCCAACAAGAACUUCAAUAGACGAAAAACGGAAAUCAAAGAGUACAUCAGCACAAAAUACUAAAGCAUCAUCAGGAUCAGGAUCAGGAUCAGGGUCGUCAACUUUAACCUCAUCUUCGACCUCAAUAUCAACGUCGACAUCAAACCCAGUUUCAAACCAAUCUUCCAAAAAACCUGUAACGACAACAGUAACGACACCGACGACCACUCGUGGCGUCCUUACCAUUAAAGCCCAAGGUCGUUCCAUCCCUAAAGCCGUCACUGUUGCAGAAAUUUUAAAACGUCGGAUGGAGGGAUCUCUUCAUCAAUUCACAGAAAUCGGUCAGAUCACAGAGCAAGAGAUCUGGGAUCCAAACCCUGAUCAACCUAAUCUGGAUCCACUUACAGUCUCCAGGCAUCGUCCUACUAUUCGUAUCCGUCUUUCAAAAGAAUUACCUCCUGCCACAAUGACGACGACAGCUACAUCUACAUCUACAUCUGCAUCUACAUUGACAUCUAUUACGACUACAACUUCUUCUGCAUCUGGAUCGGCUUUGAUAGGAAUAGAUCCGAGUAUUCCUGGUGCCACCAUCCCACGGGAUGAACAUGCAGAUGAAUCUGAUAAUGAUGAUAAUGAUAAUGUCGAUAAUGAGAAUCAUGAGACGUGGCCUGGUGCUAUUUUAGAUAAAGAUGCUGCCGUCAGAAGGUUUAUAGGGUAUCAGGCUCCUACAGGAAAUGACAUUUAUUUGUAAAUAGUAAAAAAAGGAAAAGAAAAAAA